AUGGCGGGCUCCGAGCAGCAGCGGCCGCGGCGGCGGGACGACGGAGACUCGGCCGCGGCGGCGGCGGCGCCUCUGCAGGACGCGGAGCUAGCCCUGGCCGGCAUCAACAUGCUACUCAACAACGGCUUUAGGGAGUCGGACCAGCUUUUCAAACAAUACAGAAAUCAUAGCCCAUUAAUGAGUUUUGGAGCCAGCUUUGUCAGUUUUUUGAACGCCAUGAUGACAUUUGAGGAGGAAAAAAUGCAGUUGGCCUGUGAUGACUUAAAAACUACAGAAAAGCUGUGUGAGAGUGAAGAGGCUGGGGUGAUUGAAACAAUCAAGAACAAGAUCAAGAAGAAUGUUGAUGUCCGAAAAUCUGCCCCUUCCAUGAUUGAUCGGCUUCAGAGGCAGAUAAUCAUAGCUGACUGUCAAGUUUACCUGGCUGUGCUUUCUUUUGUAAAACAAGAGUUAUCAGCGUAUAUAAAAGGUGGGUGGAUCCUCAGGAAAGCCUGGAAGAUUUACAAUAAAUGCUAUCUGGACAUCAGUGCCCUUCAGGAGCUGUAUCAGAAGAAGCUAACUGAAGAGCCCUUAACUUCUGAUGCUGCAAAUGAUAAUCACAUUGUGGCUGAAGGGGUGUCUGAGGAGUCUCUGAACAGACUGAAAGGUGCUGUGAGCUUUGGAUAUGGCCUUUUUCACCUUUGCAUAUCCAUGGUGCCCCCAAACCUGCUCAAAAUCAUCAACCUGCUGGGUUUUCCUGGAGACCGCCUACAGGGCCUUUCUUCACUGAUGUAUGCAAGCGAAAGUAAGGACAUGAAGGCCCCUUUAGCUACAUUAGCUCUUCUCUGGUAUCACACUGUCGUCCGCCCUUUCUUUGCAUUGGAUGGCAGCGACAAUAAAGCGGGUCUGGAUGAAGCUAAGGAGAUUCUUCUUAAAAAAGAAGCUGCUUAUCCAAACUCUUCCCUCUUCAUGUUUUUCAAGGGACGAAUCCAACGAUUAGAGUGUCAAAUCAACAGUGCCUUGACUUCUUUCCACACGGCUUUGGAACUGGCAGUAGAUCAGAGAGAAAUUCAACAUGUGUGUCUAUAUGAAAUUGGUUGGUGCAGCAUGAUCGAGCUGAACUUCAAGGAUGCAUUUGAUUCCUUUGAGAGGCUAAAAAACGAGUCCAGGUGGUCCCAGUGCUAUUAUGCCUAUUUAACAGCAGUAUGUCAGGGAGCCACUGGUGAUGUGGAUGGGGCACAGAUUGUCUUUAAAGAAGUUCAGAAAUUCUUCAAAAGGAAAAACAAUCAGAUUGAACAGUUCUCAGUGAAAAAGGCGGAAAGAUUUCGGAAGCAAACACCAACCAAAGUGCUCUGUGUGCUGGCAUCUAUUGAAGUGUUAUACUUGUGGAAAGCCCUUCCAAACUGUUCCUUUCCCAACCUACAGAGGAUGAGUCAAGCUUGCCAUGAAGUGGGUGAUUCAUCUGUUGUUGGAUUAAAGUAUUUGCUUCUUGGUGCCAUACACAAAUGCCUAGGAAACUCAGAGGAUGCUGUUCAGUUCUUUCAGCGAGCUCUUAAAGAUGAGUUGUGUCGUCAGAAUAACUUGUAUGUUCAGCCCUAUGCUUGCUAUGAACUUGGCUGUCUUCUAUUAGACAAACCAGAGACUGUAGCAAGAGGCAGAACUCUACUUCUUCAAGCAAAGGAGGAUUUCUCUGGCUACGACUUUGAAAACAGAUUGCAUGUGCGCAUCCACGCUGCUCUGGCCUCUCUAAGGGAAUUGGUUCCUCAGUGACAAACCUGAAGUUUCUGCUCUGUCCCUCCCACCCAGGUUCAGCACUUUAAAAUAAAAGCAGAGGACAAAGCUCUUGUGAAGAUCAGCUUUUCUUCUGAAAACUACCUGUGCCAGAGACACGUUUUCCAGUUAGGCUGACAUAUUAAAAACCUUUUCUUUUAAACACAUAGCUAAAAAAAGUAAUAAUAUCAACAACAGUAAUAAAACCUGGUGAGAGGGUUAAGUGACCUUGUUCACAUAUUUUACUUUUGUGAUUUAUUUUUAAAAUAAAAUCAAACUAAAUAUUCCACCUGUGAUCUUGUAGGAAAACUUACCUUAAGCACACAUCUGACUGGAUAACAUGAAGAGAUACCUGUAAAAUUAUUAACAAUAUUAAGACCUAGCAUUUAUAUUGUGGUUUGAGAAAAAAAAAAAGUGCUUUCUAGUGUUUACUUUAUCCUCAGAAUAUUCCUGUGAGUAAUAUAAUACAAUAUUCUUAGCCCUGUUUUACAGAUAAUGAAACUCAGGCACAGAAGCUAAUCGACUUAUCCAAUUAAUUAUUUCUGGUAUCAGUGGAGCAGUGAAUAAGAUACAGAUUUCCUGACCACCGACUAGACAUUCUUUUACUGUAAAAAAUAUAUGUUAAUAACCCAGGGUCCCAUAUUUUCCUUAUUCAAAACCAAAUGUUCUUCGGCUGAAGUUGUAUCAUCAAAAAUAUUGCUCUCCAGAUUGUCCACAAAAUGUUUCAAAGUAAUGAACACUUUAUUUUUCUCAUUGAAAGCCAACCAGAUUGAAGGAAAUAGAAGAUAAUUUUACAACUAAAAGUAUAACUUUUUGCUAAUCUUUUAGAAAGCCUAUAGACUAGAUAUUUAAUAUGUAUAUUUUAGGAGUUUCCAUUUAUUUGUGAUAAUUUUUCUAAUUUCUAACUUUUGGAAAUCUUUUACCCAGUUACGUGAAGGGGAUAUUCUUGAAUGAAUAUAGAUUUUUUUUUUUUGCCUCAAAGUGUUUGAUGGUGAAUGAUUAGCUAUAUAUGUUGCCAGUAUUUAAUAAUUUUCCCCUUAGCUCAGGUUAUUACUUAUUAUAAAAGGAAUUCAAAGUUAUUUUUUUAUUCCCUCAUUGCUCAUUUUUAUUGUCCCUUAUCUCCACGCCCAGUACUGCACACCUGUGGUUUUGAAGAAUCUAAAUACCUCAGUCACUUAGAAGAAUUUUUGCCACAAUUGUAUGACUAACUAGGCUCAAACCUAAGGUUAAAUUUUUUUUUUCUAAUUUCUAUUGAGCUAAAAGGUAUUGCUUUAAACUGUCAUAUCCUUUUGACUGAAGCACAGCCUCAUGUGAUGUUAAUAUUUCAAUUUUUUUUUUCCAAAAUAAAGCAUGGGAAGAGCACCCAGAAUGUUGGCCGACUUAAUCUGACUUAAUAAGGUUUUGAGGGAAUAAUCAUAAUUUCUUUGAAAGAAGGUAUUAUUCCUCAUUUCUCAUUGAUUUCGGCUAAACUGUGUUCAUGUUUCCUCAUCUCUGUUACUGAUGACUUUUUAAUGGACUUUUUCCAAAGUAUUUAUGCACACUGACUUGCUUCCUGAUAUGAAUUCUGUGUGACUUCUAGAUACUAGCAAGUGAGAAACCUUGGUGUCCCAUGUUCAGUGAAUGAGUGGAUCCAGAAGCCAAGCAGGUGUGCUCUGAAAAGAAAAAUUGGUGUCUAAAGAUACUGGAUGUCACCUAGGCUGGAGGGAAGACAUUAUGAAUCUUUAAAAUAUGUAUAUUUUUGUUGUCUUAUAUAUAUACAAUGAGACCUGUGAGAAUUGGAACUCGACGGGACUGCCUUGUUUUUCUAGGUUUUGGAAGUUUUCUGCCUUUGACGGGGUGUACACUUACCACUUUUCUGUUGCUCUGUAUUGGUGGAAAAUGUUUGUUUUCCUUCUCUGACAGGUUUUCACUUUACACUGGUCCCAGCUUUCACAGGUUUUACUGUGUAUGUGGCAGAUGUCUUAGUUAUGAUUGUAGAAUAUUCUAAAUUAUGAAGUUCUUGAUUUAGAGUUCAGACUUACUUGAAUUUUCAGUUCAAAUAUUAUUAGGACUAUUAUUCAGUAUUCAAAGAUUACAUAAAACCCUGUCCUGUACCAUUAAAUUUUUUUUUCUUCAUUACCUGCUUAAAAAUUGCUUUUCUUCAUAGAGAUUUCAGGAUUUUAAACAAGUCUGUGUUCAGCUCACUUAACUGGAUAGACAACUUGGCAACACCCUCCAUUAGAUUUCGUUUAAUAGACAAAGCUUGGGCCUUUUAUAAAAGGUCUCUCUUGGGCUUGGUGCAUAUUGCUGCUGUGGUACAUCUCGGUUAACAUGGGUGUAGGGCAUGGGAGUGGGUAGACGGUGAUUCUAAAGGUGACAAGAAAACCAAGACUCGUGAAGUUCUUGCUCAGAGCGAGUGUGAGGACACCAUACCAUUGGGUUGACUGAAAUCCGAGUAAAUUUUUUAGUUGAAUAAUUUUAUAACAGUUAUCUGGCCUGUAUGCCAUGACUUAUCCAACCUGUGAACUGAUUGAUCUGCGUGGUAGCUUGGCUGGCUGUUUACUCCUUGCUGAUGAAGAAAAUAAUAUUUAAGUGGAACUGUGUGUAUAUGUGUGCCUUUUUUUUUUUUUUCCUAUUAAUAUCACUCCUUCCCCUUUCCUAUUUUGGAGGCUCUCAAAUAGAUCUUCUGAUUUAUAAGUAUGAAAUAUACUUUUGUAUUAGUUUAUGCCUGUGAUGAGAGAAAUCACUAUUUUAUGUACUCCUAACACAUUUUUAUAAUUGACACUUGGAAGCAUGGUUUAACAGUAAUCAUGUAAUAUGCAUUUUGCUGGUUAAUAUAUUUAAGAUUUUGCCUUUACUGGGUUAGGUUUUUUUGUUUGUUUUGACUCAUGAAAACUAAGUCUUCUGUCAAGUAAAGACUCCUAACUUUCCGAUGUCAUAGGAAAUAAGAAUAUUGUCACAUAUUGUAUAAGUCAAUUACUGAUAGAACUUGCACUUUUGUAUUUCUGCCAACUAAAAGGACAGUGUGUAACUGAUUUUUUUUAAAUACACAGAGACAUACGCACACGUAGAGGCAUACGCGCACACACGUAUUUCCUUCGCUGUGUAAACUUUUCUAGUUGAUUGCUUCGUUAAGCAAAUAGUGGUGGCGAGUAUUCAGAUACAGCUUCACACCUAAGAAGAUUUACAUUCAUGCAGUCAGUAUGUACUGUUUGGUAUUUCUUAUAUUGCUUUGAAUCAUAUUGGUAGUAUAUUUUGUAUUCACAAUGUAUAAAAAUUGCUAAACCCCCACCAUCCCAAGAAGAUAUAUAGAGUAGAGGAAAAAGACUAAGAAGCUAGGAAGGGAAUGCAAAAGAGAGAAGGACAGGGGGAGCAAGAGAAUAGAAAGUUGGUCCCCUUCUACAGUGCAGGGUCAAAAAUCACCAAGCACACGAUGUAACUAACUGGCUUUCUUGAAAAACUAACAAGGGGCUGAGCUUUAUCGCCUAGUUGAUUUGGGUAUGAAAUAGAAACAACAAACACAUUAUAACCCAGCUGACAUUUGAGUUACACUUAAUUUCUCCUUCCACAGGUCAGUGGUUCUCAAAUUUUAGUGUGGUACCAAAUAGCGCUACUCUCAGAGAUUCUGAUUCAGAGGUUCCAGGUAGGGUCCAGGAAGGCAUUUUUAAUAGGCUCCUGGGGUGAUUCUAAUGUAAAUGGCUUGGAUUAGAGAAACUGUCCUAUGCGAUCAUGUUUUGGUAAGUAUUUUGUAAAUCUGGGAGAGGUCAAACACAACCAUGAAUUAUAUAGCAAGCUUAAGAUCAGAUUUUGUAUCCGGGAGCCACUGAAGAAAUAAUUCUGACCUAUUGGCUUCCUGAAGUAUAAGAUGCCUGAGCUGAGUUUUAGAGGUUAAGAAUGAUGCAUUCAUGUGAAAAGGAUGGCUGGAGGGGGCUCCCAGACCUUGGACUUGACGAUCACAAGUGCAGAGGUGAGAAACAGCGUGUGUGUUCAGGGCUAAGUCUCUGGAGAGUUAAGUGGGAACCAAAUGGCAAGAGAUGAGAUAGGGGAGUAUGCAAAGGCCACAUGAAGAACCUUGGACUUUUGUAGGGUAAGGAUUUGAUGAUAGGGAUUGGGGGUGGGAACAGUGGAGAACAAGGCAGAUUGGCAUUUUAAUUAAAUCACUAGUGACUGAAGAG
Messenger RNA from Loxodonta africana (African savanna elephant), 5900 nucleotides. RefSeq names its product tetratricopeptide repeat domain 39C (gene TTC39C). The transcript is spliced from 14 exons. Bases 1 to 1746 code for a protein of 581 amino acids. Gene Ontology annotation, biological process: otolith morphogenesis; cilium assembly. NCBI's taxonomy places the organism in Eukaryota, Metazoa, Chordata, Mammalia, Proboscidea, Elephantidae. Gene Ontology annotation, molecular function: protein binding. The record is from RefSeq and is a predicted model, not a curated record.